AUGAGUUCAGAAGAGCAUGCCAAGGCCGACAGAAGGGAAAGCGGUGACACCUCGGCGACACCACCAAGCGAGUUCAAAAAGUUCGGCGAUUUCCCCCAGGAGCUCCAGGAUCUGAUUUGGCACACAGCAGUCCUCUCCGUGCCGCGAUUCCACAUCGUUCGCGCCCAUAUCACUUGCAUCGACUCGGGCAUCAAGGAUCCAUGGAUCUCAAUCAACCCGUGCGAAGAGGUCAAGCAGAGGACGCGGAGGCUCAGGCCCCUCUUGCUCGCAUGCAAGAAGGCCAGGAAGGAGGUGCUGCGUACUCUGCCCCCGCCGCUGCGCUUCGCGAGCUUCUUCGGUGUCAGCCAGAAGUUACAGACCGGCCAGAUUCACUUCGACGUUGAAGCGGAUGUUCUCUGCAUCGUUCCACCCUUCAAUGUGUGCCGCGGGGGCCCGAUGGCCCCAGGCAUCUGGGAGGGCUUCAGGCGCAUCAAAAACCUCGGCGUGCAGGUAAACUUCGCCAUGGCGCCCAAUAGAAUACUGUCAAGCCUCGUUAGAGACUGGUCACUGAGAGUGUCCAUACCUUCUGACAGCCUCUUCUGUCUCCGAGCGUUCACUGCUGCAGCACGAUUCUAUAUCGUUGCGCCUCCUCACGUCCGGAAGGCCCCGAAACCACCCAAGUAUCACGAGGGCAGCUUUGGAAAUAGGCUCAAGGAGAGCCAAGGAGACACACACGCUGCAGAUGAUGAACUGGAGGUUGGCUAUAUGUCUCACGGCUCGAUGUGGUCUAAUAAUCCUGUCUUGCGAUCCCUGCAAAUGACAGCUACCCCAGGUUUCUUUGGCACAACUGGACAGUUUGGCUUCACCAAGGUGCCUGUGCAACAGAUCCAGCACGUAUAUGUCACCGACAGCGGCCAGGACCUAACACCAACGCUUCUGAGUUUGUGGCUAUCUCUGUGCUGCAGACCGGAUACGUACAACAACGUCAGGAAGGCGAUAUGGCAUUCCUUCAAGUUCCCCCUGGCCCAGAUUGGGGGCCAUGUUAUGGGGAUUCUCCAAGAACCUGGCAACAUGAUGCAGUACUGUGGUGUUCUACUCCCGAUGGUAGAGACAUACCCACUACUGAAAGUCUACAACGCCCCGGUCAGGGGUUGA
Diaporthe citri is the source of this 1134-nucleotide messenger RNA. RefSeq lists its product as uncharacterized. NCBI's taxonomy places the organism in Eukaryota, Fungi, Ascomycota, Sordariomycetes, Diaporthales, Diaporthaceae. Bases 1 to 1134 code for a protein of 377 amino acids. The transcript has a single exon. The record is from RefSeq and is a predicted model, not a curated record.